Messenger RNA from Aspergillus puulaauensis, 1641 nucleotides. RefSeq lists its product as uncharacterized. The coding region runs from base 1 to 1641 and encodes 546 amino acids. The transcript has 5 exons. The record is from RefSeq and is a predicted model, not a curated record. Gene Ontology annotation, molecular function: carbohydrate:proton symporter activity. Gene Ontology annotation, cellular component: membrane. Gene Ontology annotation, biological process: carbohydrate transport; transmembrane transport. Lineage: Eukaryota; Fungi; Ascomycota; Eurotiomycetes; Eurotiales; Aspergillaceae.
AUGACAAUACCAAUGACUCCAAACCUACAACAGAAUGGCGAGCCGGACGUGGUAUCACCCGUUGGCAAUGUAUCCAAUGUCCUGCCGCAAGAUGGCAAGGCAUGGUGGAAGAAGCCCCAUCUGCUGAAGUUGAACUUCUACAUCUUCAGCUUCAUUCUCUUUUCCUCCUCGAAUGGCUACGACGGAGCAUUGAUGAACGGUCUCCAGGCUCUACCACUCUGGCAGGAUUUCAUGGGGCACCCAACUGGAGCCUGGCUGGGAUUCAUGAACGCCUGUACGUCGUUAGGUGGUGUUAUCAUGGCCUGGCCUUCUGCAUGGGUGUCUCAGAAAUGGGGUAGGAAAUCCGGCAUCUAUCUAGGAUAUGUCUUCCUGGUUGUCAGCGUGAUCUUGCAGACGGUGGCGCCGAACCCCGCUGCCUUCAUUGCUGGAAGAAUACUGAUCGGUUUCGCUGGUCAGCUUUAUGGCAACUCUACUCCGCUCUUGAUCGCUGAAACUGCGUAUCCCUCCCACCGAGCAAUUGCCACGGCCUUGUACAUGUGCGGGUGGUAUAUCGGAAGCUUGAUUGCGGCGUGGGUCACCUUCGCAACACGACACUACAGCACAGACUGGAGUUGGAAAACCCCCGUCCUGCUGCAAAUCGCAAUCCCCGUGUUCUCGUUACCAGGUGCAAUACUAGCCCCCGAGAGCCCGCGCUGGCACGUCGCCGAAGAUCGACUCGAUAAAGCCACCGACACCCUGGUCAAGCAUCAUGGAGGGGGUAUCCGAGACGACGUUAUCAACUUCGAAAUCCAAGAGAUCGUGUCCACGCUCCAGAGCGAGAAGGAAGUGGCGGCAACAACCUCGUGGAACAGCCUCAUCCAGACAAAGGGAAACCGCCACCGCAUGUUCAUCACUGUCUCGCUCGGGUUCCUCGCCCAGUGGAACGGCGUGAACGUCGUAUCUUACUAUUUCGUUAUGAUGCUCGAGGCGGCGGGGAUUCGGUCUUUGGAUCACCAGACUCUCCUCAAUGGGUGUAUGCAGAUCUGGAACCUAGUUUUCGCCGUCGGCGCUGCAUUCUCUGUUGAUCGUCUGGGCCGCCGCAAGCUCUUCCUCAUAUCCAACGGGGGGAUGGUCAUCAGCUACAUCUGCAUUACCGCGCUCUCAGGAGUCUAUGCGAGAAGCGACGCUGCGCCAGUCGGAACGGCCGUCAUCCCGUUUAUCUUCAUCUUCUACGCUUUCUACGACAUUGCCUACACCCCCCUCCUCGUCGCCUACCCCGCCGAAAUCUGGCCAUACACAUUCCGAUCCAGGGGAAUAGCCGCGACACAACUAUGUACCCAAGCAUCCGUGGUACUAAAUGUUUUCAUCAACCCGAUUGCGCUGGAUGCUAUCGCCUGGAGAUAUUACAUCGUGUUUGAUGCUGUCCUUUGCGUGGCUAUCCUGACGGUCUGGUUCUUCUAUCCUGAAACAAAGGGCCACACGUUGGAAGAAAUGGCGGUUGUUUUUGAUGGGCCGGAUGCGGCGGUUUAUGGGACCGGUAAGGGGGCUGUUGGGGAUCAGCUGGAUAAAGGGGAUCUAGGAGUGGACGUUGUGCAUGAUGAGGGCCUGGAUGAUCAUGCUACUACUCCAGAUGUCGCCAAAGAUUCGUCUACUCGGGGCUAA